Neofelis nebulosa (Clouded leopard) is the source of this 5462-nucleotide messenger RNA. It is a transcript of the gene ARK2N, whose product is annotated as arkadia (RNF111) N-terminal like PKA signaling regulator 2N. Gene Ontology annotation, biological process: ubiquitin-dependent protein catabolic process. The record is from RefSeq and is a predicted model, not a curated record. Lineage: Eukaryota; Metazoa; Chordata; Mammalia; Carnivora; Felidae. The transcript is spliced from 6 exons. Gene Ontology annotation, molecular function: ubiquitin protein ligase activity. Bases 362 to 1630 code for a protein of 422 amino acids.
GGAAGUGAGGCGCCGAGCGGAACGGCCUCUGGUGACAUUUUCUCCGGGCGGCGCGGACGAGUGAAGGGACUUGGUGGUGGAGGCUGUGGAGGUGGGGAGAUUCGCCUUAGCCCCGGCGGGGCUUUGCGACCCUCUGCUCGCCGCCCGGGCUUGUGCUGAGGAGGAGAAGGCGGCGGUGGCCGUCGCGUCCCGAGUCACCGCGGCCGGGGGAGUCCCGGCCGGGGGGUCGGUGCGUGCCCCGACGGGGCGCGCGGAGCGGGCGAGGAGGUGCAGAGCUGCCGCGGAGCGCAGGUUGCUUUCCUGUUGCAUCUUUGACCUAGUUUCCUAGACUCUGCUCCAUGAUUGAACUUGAAAGUCUGAAAUGAAGAUGGAGGAGGCAGUGGGAAAAGUCGAAGAACUCAUUGAGUCUGAAGUCCCACCGAAACCAUCUGAACAAGAGACAGCUAAGGAGGAAGAUGGAUCUGUAGAACUGGAAUCUCAAGUUCAGAAAGAUGGGGUAGUGGAUUCUACAGUUCUUUCUUCAAUGCCCUGCUUGUUGAUGGAACUGAGAAGGGACUCUUCUGAGUCUCAGUUAGCAUCCACAGAGAGUGACAAGCCAACAACUGGCCGAGUUUAUGAGAGUGACUCCUCUAAUCACUGCAUGCUUUCCCCUUCCUCUAGUGGUCACCUGGCUGAUUCAGAUACCUUGUCUUCUGCAGAAGAGAAUGAGCCCUCCCAGGCAGAAACAGCAGUGGAAGGAGACCCUUCUGGAGUGUCUGGUGCCACUGUUGGGCGCAAAUCUCGGCGGUCCCGAUCUGAAAGUGAAACAUCUACUAUGGCUGCCAAGAAAAACCGGCAAUCCAGUGAUAAACAGAAUGGCCGAGUCGCCAAGGUUAAAGGUCAUCGGAGCCAAAAGCACAAGGAGAGAAUCAGGCUACUGAGACAGAAAAGGGAGGCUGCUGCGCGGAAGAAAUAUAACCUAUUGCAGGACAGUAGUACCAGUGAUAGUGACCUGACUUGUGACUCAAGCACGAGCUCAUCAGAUGAUGAUGAAGAGGUUUCAGGGAGCAGCAAGACAAUCACUGCAGAGAUACCAGAUGGACCUCCAGUUGUAGCUCAUUAUGAUAUGUCUGACACCAGCUCUGACCCAGAAGUGGUAAAUGUGGACAAUUUAUUGGCGGCUGCGGUAGUUCAAGAGCACAGUAAUUCUGUAGGAGGCCAGGACACAGGAGCUACCUGGAGGACCAGCGGGCUUCUAGAGGAGCUGAAUGCGGAGGCAGGUCAUUUGGAUCCAGGAUUCCUAGCAAGUGACAAGACAUCGGCUGGCAAUGUACCACUCAAUGAAGAAAUUAAUAUUGCCUCUUCAGAUAGUGAAGUGGAGAUUGUGGGAGUUCAGGAACAUGCAAGUGGCAGAGUUGAGAAGAAGUUUCAACAGACACCUGAUAGCCCUCAAAGCCUAAGGUGUGUUCAUCCUCGAGGAGGUGUGAUUCAGAGUGUUUCUUCGUGGAAGCAUGGCUCGGGCACGCAGUAUGUCAGCACCCGGCAAACACAGUCAUGGACUGCUGUGACUCCCCAGCAGACUUGGGCUUCACCUGCGGAAGUUGUUGAUCUUACCUUGGAUGAGGAUAGCAGACGUAAAUACCUACUGUAAUACAAUGUCACUGUGUCUCCUCUGCACUGUUCCCUUCCUUUUCCUCCUCCUCUUUGUGACAUGGAAGUUCAUUGUCAUAGCUUCAGCCUCAGAAGCUGUUUGUGGCAUUUGUAUAAUCCAAACUCAUGGAAAAUUGCCCCCCACUUCCUUUUUUUUUUUUUUAAUUAAAAGAAGUCACUUAGGAAAAUAACUUAGCACAGAGAAAAGAAUUUCUUCUUUCCCUCAGUAGGAAUAGGAGAAUGAUGAAUUUUAUUAGACAACUUAGACAACUUCAUUUUACUUGGUGACUUUCAAUCUUAGGAAACUCUGCCUUCCUUUUAGAAUAAUAUUUUAACUACCAGGUGAAAUGGAUUUCAGUUUUUGAAUCUUGUAUUUAUUUUUCUGUGUAAUAAAAUUAAUAUCUAGCCUUGACCACUGUCAGCCCACCCAUUGGCACUCCUACCUUAGGGCAUUUGCACACAUUUAGUCAGUCCUUAUUGGCACCUAGUAGGGCAUGUGCAUUUGAAAACCUGUCCUUAAAAAUAGAAGACAGAAGUAUUACUUUUCUUUUAGCUUGAGUCUUCUGCCUUCUUUCCUGACUUUGCUCCUGGCUGAUUUCCCACAGCACAAAUAAUUGAUAUGCCCCUUUGUGUUUAUAAAUACUGCUAAGGUGACUUAGUUGGUCUCCUUGUUGCAAUAAUUCAUAAUUUUUUGGAAAAUGUCUCCUUUUGGGGCAGAGGCAUUUCAGUUAGAUACCCAUGAGGUUUUCUGGGCAUGUAAGGAGAGCAUUGAGAGAUCAGUAAGAAAAUCUUUGUCCCUCAGCUUUUUUUUCCUGGUUUGUUUACAUAACAGGAGAACACAGAAACCUGUUACUUAAGUAGAAUAUGAAAAGUUGUCUUCGUCUCUAAGACUGUGGGCACUUACAAGUCUGAGAAGGCAGUGCCUUCUUUCAUAGCUGGUCUCUCUGUAAAGGAUGUACAACAACUGUUUUAAGUAACGCUUGAGCUGAAAUAGACCUGAUGCUAUAUUUGGGUAUUUUUCUCCUCUACCAUCUAAAAGUGGAAAAAUCAAAAUGAACCAUAAGAAACCAGAUGCAAAGCACAUAAAUGACACUGUAGGUUUUACAGUAUCUAAAUAAGCAAAGGGUGGUUAGGAGCUUCAGGGAAUUCAGGAAAUGCCAGUGUUGGAGUUUUGUGGCAUUAGUUACUACCUUUUUUCCUAUAACAUGUUGUAGUUACUAGUGAAUUCUUUUACAAGCAAUACCUAGUUAGAACACUAUGUACUGUGCACGGGGAGGAGUGAAGUACUAUUGGCUUAGAAGACCUCAUCUUUUUGUUUUUCCAUGGUUUUUGUUUGCUUUUUGUUGUUGUUGUUUCCAUAUUUACCAUAUAACAUUGCUGUAGCCCUUGCCUCCCUCCCCAAAUGCCUUGGUGGCUCUUCCUUAUCUUAAGAGCACGAGAAGUACCAUGUUCAGUUGUCAUUUAGUGGACAUACUAAAUGUACCAAGCGCCUGUUCUGCACAUGGGACUGUGCAGGGUAGGAGUGGUGUGGCCACCGAGACAAAUGGGACACCCUUGCGUGUGCAUGCGUCAGAGUCUGCCUGGCUCCACCUGCCUGGCCUUUUCUCCAGUUUUUCUAUAAAGACUCAUUUAUCCCUUUACCCUUCUUCCUGCUGCUUUAGUUAUUCCAUAUACCUCUUCCAUGGGAAUGGGUAUGAGCAUGUGUUCUUUGGUCUUCUCUCGUAGCAUCUCAUUUGAUCUGGCCUCUGUUCUUCAUCAACUAAUAUUUUUCUGCCAAUCUAGUUUUAAUCAGGCUUUUAAAAGAUCAUGAACCUCAAGUUUUAGCACCUCAUAUAUCAGAUCUCUCACAUGGCCACAGUUCUAGACAAAAACCAAAGAUCCAGAGGCCAGAGCUAAAUAGGACCUUCUGCAGAUUCACUACUGGUGUAUCCUUGGACCUUCACAUUUUACUUUAGGAUUAAUUUAUUGAAUUUUACUGUUACACAUUGUUUUUGACUUGAAUUAAAAUGCUAGACAAAGCAGAAAUGUACAAUUUCUGGUCUGUGUUUUCCAGGAAAAUCAUUGGGACAAGUAUAGAGUGGAUUAUAUGACUUGAAGUUUUUGCAGCUUAUUUUUUCCCCAGUAUCAGGGCAGAGCCCCAUUUUAAAGAAUGUUUUCACAUUACCUACUCUUAUGUUAAUAGUGUGUUUUGUUUGAUUCUACACAGCAGGUGAUUUCCCAUGACACACUUCCUUUAGCCCCCAAUAGUCAUCUUCUAAAGAGAAUUCUUCUGGUGUGCUACAUGCACAGUGGAUUGGGAGCAGGGCGCUGUGGCCUUGUGUUUUUACACCAGGUUGCACUUUUCCCACACCUGCCCCUGUUUCAGCAUCCUGACUACCCGACCGGUUGCCAGAACAGCGAUUUAGAAGUUAACAUGCAAAAAGGGGAGAGGGAGGGAUAGUAGAAACACUCAGCUUUUUUCCCCCUACAGGGUUGGGAUUUUUCCACCUACUAACUGUAGAGAGACUGUUUGAGCUCUUCUUUCAUUGCCAGAUCCAGAAGAGUGAGGGUGUGGCUUCUGGCAAGGUGUUUUACUGAUAGAAUUCUGUGGGAAACAAGUCCAAUGACAUUUGAAAUUUCUUUUAAAGGAAUUGUUUUUUAACUAAAGUGUUGGCAUUUGGUAGCAUCAGUACUUCUUUAUGCUCCACAGAACAUUAUUCAAAGUAGUGUCUCUGUUCAAGUGGUGCACUUGGGUCACGGGUUGGAUUGUGGCACCAAUUUAGUUAAGCUCCUCCCUCCCCUCCCCUCCAGUGUGAAACCACAGAGCAGUAACUAGCUCUCAGGUCAUCCUGGCUGCCCUAGAGCAUAUACAUCUACUCACCAGUAGUUGUCUUUCCAUUCUGAUGGAAGGGGCCAGACUGAGUGGACUCCAGGAUUUAUUACAGUUGAGCAUUGCAUAAAUUCUGCUUUUAUUAUCAUCAGUUGUGAAUAUGAACCGUCUGAUUUUCUAACUUAGUCCAUCGUUCACUGUUCCUUUUAGCAGAAUAGCACCACCAUAGGUAACUUCAAAAUGAAUUUGUUGCCUGCUUUUUAUACUGUGUCACAAAGUUUUUGAAAGAGCUGGGGACACAAUGUUGUCUUUUAGUUUAAACUUUUUUUUAAAAUGCAACGAGCCCCCUAAUCUCUGUUUUCCAGUAUGUGUAUGAUGUGACUUCCAUGUAUAUAUAAAAAUGAUUGCGCCCUAACCAAACUUCCUCAGAUUGUGCACUGUUUGUUUAAAAUAAUCACGUAUUUUAGUCCAUUGCUGUUGUAUUUUUCAUUUUAUUUAAAACACUACAUACUUCUUAUUCUUUUAACAAAUUUUAAAGGGUAGUGAUCUUAAAAGAGAAAUCACUGGAUAACUAGGAAAUAUUUUUGUUGUUGUUUUGUUUUGUUUUGUUUUUUAAAGAGUAUAAAGGUCAUAUGAAGCCUUUUGCUCCUCUUACCAUGAAAAUGAAAUGUUAGCCAUUGUAUGGCUAGGAACCAAUGCACUUGGUGGUUAACAGAUCUGCUGUUGCUGGAGUGUGAGUGUGGACUUGAUGCAGUGACGACAAAUCAUUGCUUAGAAUUAAUGUUUUAAAAUGUGCAACUCUAGUUUUUAAAACAAAAUUUGGUUCUUCUUUACAUUCAUUAUUUAGUUUUUGUUUCCAUUUAGUAUUUAAUGGUCUUUGGAGAAAAAAUAAUAAUAAAACAGAGUGUUAUAUAUAUAUUUUUUGGUGCAAGAUAAGAUUUUCUGUUUUUUGAAAUAAGUCUGUAGCAUAAAGGUUAAACUAUUUUAAGACAAAAUAAAAUAGAGUGUAUUUAAACAAUCAUAA